UAGGCACGCACCUUUCGCUUGCCGCUCGCCUCUAUCUGCAUAUACCUUUCUUUCUCUUCUGUGUCCUACGGCGAGAUCGUCCCUAUGAAGGGGUCUGUGGCUCUUCUGGCCGGUGCCCUACCCGCUCUGUUCUCGUGCCCUCAAGAGAUCACUCCUCCAAGACCGACAUGUGCCGGGGGCGGCCCUGAUGCUGCUACCGCUGCGGUGGCCGCGUCAGCAGUAGCAUGGGCUUCGAGACCGACUCCAUUUGCUGCUCGCCGCAGGCAUACGGGGGCGCGAACAAGCAGCAGUGCGCCACGCCGUGCACGCCCAGCGUCCGCCCGCUGCCGGCAAAAGCGUCGCGCCGCCGGCGCUGAGCCCGUCCGCUUCGGCAGCAGCAGUCUGGCCGAAGGUCCGGCUUGGGCUUCGGAGACGUCUUCAGGCGCCGGCGGCGCCGGCAGCAACAGCGCAGCAGCUGGCGUGGAUCGCGAGCCGGCAGCUACUCGAGGCCGGUGUGUUGGCGGCGGCGGAAAUGGCCUCUCCGCUGCUGGAAGCGGCAGUGACGAUGCCGCCGUUGACGCAUUUGUUUCUUCCGCCGUACCGACAGCUAUCGACGAGGGCGAGUUGACGUGCGGGAUGCUGGAGGGCGUGGUUUCUCGAGAGGCCGCGCUGAAUGGACAGGAGAUGGUCCUCAGGGUGGCCAAACUAGACGACUAUUUCGCGAUCGCGGACGUUAGAUUCGAUGUAUUCUCCCCGGUGCACUCGACCCUCAAGCACCGCUUUAGAGAGAGGAGCUGCUUGCUCAUGAGGGAGAGAAGGCGAAAGGGGGCGUUUUGCCUCGUCGCCGCCCUGGAUGGUCCCGCAAGAGCGGCGGCGGCGGCGGCGGCGGUGGCAGCGGCCGAUAGGGCUGCUGCUAGCCAGAGGGAGGGGGGAGGGGUAGAGUUGGGGGCGGACCCCACUGCUAGCGCGGCGGCGUCAGCGUUGGAGACGGCGGUUUCCGAUGGCCACGUCCUGGGGACCUUGGAGUGCUCUAGGCACGAGUUUGAUGGCACGCCUCUGGCUGUGGAAGUCGAAGAACAGGGCGCAAAAAUCGCAAGGCUAUACCUCACAGAGGUCGCAGUCCGCUCGGACUGCCGGAGGAUGGGGGUGGGGCGUGUCCUGUUAGAGUUGGUGGAUGACGUCGCGAGGGCGCUCAAGACGUCGGAGGUGUUUCUUCACGUAAACGAGAUCAACCAGGCAGCCUUGCGGCUUUACGCGAGGUGCGGCUACGAAGAGGCGCCGAAUGGCGCUUCGAACCGAGCCUUCACAAACAGUCUCGGCCUCUCGGGCGGCUUUAUCGGACAGCGCCAUCUCCUCCUGCACAAGACGUUCCCGGACGCCGAUGGCAGUGACGGUGAUAGAGGGAACUAGAUCGACCUGCCGUUUGCUCCUCUUUUUUUUUGUGCGCGUUCGUCGGCGUUCUGGACCUUGCUUGAAAGCCUUCGCUUCCGCGAGGCUCUGUUGCUUGGAGCUUUCUGGUGUUUCCACGCCGAUUGAAUGCUGUGCGUGGUCAGCGAUGAGUUGCCACGCCCGCCUUGAGCUUGUGACCAAGCUUUUGUUCGCGUGUGGGAUCCGGCGUUGUCAUGUAUCCGAAAUAGUCUAGUCCCUAGAACACGAGAGUUUUGGCGCGUCUUGUCCCUAGAAUUGCGAGAUUUUUGGCGUGUCUAGCCCCGUUGGGUCAAGAAGCUUGUGGGCUCUUGGGGUGAUAAGUGCGACAUCCCCCCUCCGCCCCUGCGGCUCAAAUUGAUUUUGGUGCGUGUCUCCCUCAUCAUUAUUGGGUUCGUUCGAAGAGCCCCCUCCUCCCAAGCACUACCACACGACGGUGCCGCCUCAGCCGCUGCCGUGGUCCGCGCCCGCUCGCUGGUGUUUGGGCCUUCAAAACAGGAGAUUGGUGGUGGUUACUUCGUUCAUUUUGGCGGUUUGACCCUUGUCUGGACAGGCACCGCCUGUGCGCGCGCCCAGUUCUUGUCGGAUUAAGUUUCAUUUGAAAAGGAAGGUAUCUACCAAAAUACUGAUACGGCCGUUGGUGACGGCCCCUUCCUUUUCUUAUUGUACAUAAGUUGCUGCGCGAUUUUGAAGUGUUUUUGUUGGGCGUGUGGGCCGGCCUAUAGAAAUGCAUGCACGGUCGAGUGACGGGGACGGGCAGUUUGCUUUACCGUGCAUCAUGUUCGGAUCUCUUUCGAAGGUGGUAAGAGGGAAGCGUGUGAGGGCGGCAGGAUUGGGUGACUUGGGAAGCCGCCGUUAGGUUGCGCAGCUGCGUGGUCGUGUGGUCGGGUGCUGUUCUGUGGGUGUCAAAGAGAAAAGAGUCGAGGCACGCCCAGGCGUUUCUGGAGUUUUUUCGUUUGACCGCCUAAUUCUGUCUCGAAUCUUUUGUAAAUACGUAAUGGAAGAAGUGGAAUGGAGAGGAAUGGAAUUCAUUAGAAUGGAAAGAAACUUAAUUCGGCGCCUAUAAAUAGUCCCCCCGGUUCUCGACGCGCAUCUCAUGACGUAGGUGGUCUGCCGUCCGUCCAGGCCUGUAAGUACUUGUAGCAGCUUCUCUUAUUAAGACAUUUUUCUGUCCGGGACGCGAACGCAACGACUUGUUAUCUUUGCAAAGAGCAUAAUGUUCGUCGGUUUACUCGGGUGCCGGUUGAACGCACGUAGCGCGGCCUUGUAGUCCACGACGGCGCUGGCGGUAACUAUGCCAAUGUGCGCCCGCUGGAGACAGGCUGCUGCUUUGGGCGAUGCAGCAGCAACAUGCCUAAGUGCAGAUGUUCGGCGGCCGGUGGAUAGCUGUUGCAGCUGGCACAUGCUAACGCCAGAGAGUAGUAGGCGUGAAAGUCGGAAUCGUGAAUAGUGGAUUGUUAGUUUGACCCUUCAACACCCGAAAGCAACGUCCAGAGGGACCCCGCUACGUCGGCG
This is a messenger RNA of Ectocarpus sp. CCAP 1310/34, 2919 nucleotides long. The record is from the annotation of a GenBank genome assembly. NCBI's taxonomy places the organism in Eukaryota, Phaeophyceae, Ectocarpales, Ectocarpaceae.